AUGCCUCCUAACAACUUUCGCCAUUCAUCCUCUACAUCUGCCUUGGGGAGCAGUCCCCGAGGUCCCCAUCCCUUAUCUACAAAUGGUGUUCCCAGCCCUUCUUCGGGGAGAAGGAUCGGAACGGUUGGCGCAAAUUCUGCCAGCGCCAUCGAUCUCACUCGGACGAAUAUCCGUACUCCACCUCCCGUUCCUGAUAAACGUCCACUGUGUAUAGGUGCUAUCAUGUCGCGCGCUCUCAUCUUUUACCCCACUCCCCCUAUUUUCACUGGCAAUCGCGCUCCUCAAGGCUCGCCCGAGCAGUGGGACGUCAUCGAUUAUCUGGGAGCUGAACUCAUAAAGGUCAAGCUCAAAUAUCGCAAGGCUGGAGCAGCGCCACGGAGGGAUGAGGUUUGGACCUCUGUGACACGUGACGCGAUACAAGUCAUGACCCCGGGAAUGACUUCAUAUCUUGGUGAUCUUGAUGCCUCACUCGCGGCAACUUUGAUACCUCACAUGGCCAAGGGAGUUCUUCGGUUAGAAGGUUUUGCUCAACGUUUACCACCGGGAGAGCAUGUGUAUGAAAUGCGUCUGAGCGUCCUCCUUUUUACUCUUCCCGCAAAUGUCAGAUAUCUUAUCGAUGCCUUGGCCAAUCACGAAUUAUACCCCCUCGACCCAACGCCCCCUUACGAUCCCCGGCGUCACUCCGGCAACCCUCCUUAUCGAAAUGGAUAUGGCAGUGGUGCCGAAGCAAUGCGAAUGUAUCUCCUCGCUCAGAGUCGGCGUACUCAGUCAUCUUACGGCCUCUCGCAAGGUUCACAGGAUCGUGUGAGUCAGGUUGAAGUUCAGCGAAAACAGGUGGAUGAAGUCUUCAAAAGUCUUGAUAAUGGUGCCGAGCUGGAACAAUCUGAUCCUGGUCCGUUCAUAAAAACCGACCUCUUCCCGCAUCAACGUAUUGCUUUGACCUUUCUGCUGCAACGUGAGCAGGAUUGGUCAGCUCUGAAACGGGCUCGGAAGUAUGCCGAUAAGGCUUUACACAAGAGCAAGUCAAAACGGGCGUCGAGCGUGGAAGUCGAGGAUGCAGGGAGAAAAGGAAAUUCAAAUCACUCUCUCUGGGAACCGAAAGUCACUGAGAAGAGCAAGCAUAAGGUAUGGCGGAACAAGGUCACAGGGGAUGAGAUACGGACGCGUCGACCCAAAGAAGGGAAGGGCGCUAUCUUGGCGGAUGAUAUGGGUCUGGGUAAAACUCUUUCGAUUGUUUCCCUCCUCGCAGCUACUCGCCAAUCUGCCCAGAAGUGGGCCAAAACGGAGAUGGACGACAUUGAUCCCGUGACUGAUGAGGAAGAUGGGGAGGAAGGUAUCAAAGCUUCUGCAAUCGGUACAAAGGUCUUCGGUAUGCCUGAUCUUGAUCCGGAGGAGGAGUUGUCUUCCAAACCGAAGAAAAGAAAACGCAACGACGAAGCUAGUCGUUUGCUCGCAGCGCGUAGAGGAAAGAUCGUCAAACGCGCCAAGGCUACGCUGCUAGUAUGUCCCAUGUCGACCAUCACCAAUUGGGAGGAACAAAUCAAGGAGCACUGGAAUGGCAAGGUGGAGAUCUACGGCGGGCCCACUGGCCUCCCUCCUCAGCAGAUGAAGUUGGACAAAUGGAUGGCCCCAAAGAAAGGCAAAGAGUCGGAAGAAGACGAACUGGACGAAGAUUGGGACACUAUUCGUGUAUACGUUUACCAUGGACCUGGAAGAACGGCUGAUCCACAUUUCCUUGCCGAAUUUGAUAUCGUCAUCACUACUUAUCACACUUUAGCCGGUGAAUUCUCGAAGCAAGGUGGGGAAGAUGAAUCGACACCGGGAGACACAGCUCAGAAUAGCGGCGACGAAGAACCAGCCGAGAUUUUCGGAGAUACUUCCCUGAACCCACGGGCUGUAUUUCCUGAAGUGGAAGCCGAGAUCAAGGCGGUGGAAGUUGCGCAAGCUCUGCAAAAGAAGAAGAAAGGCAAAUCCGCCAAAUCCAGCAAGACCUCGACCCCCGGGGAUCAACGAAGUCCUUUGCAGGCUAUCGAUUGGUUUCGUAUCGUACUUGACGAAGCCCAUUACAUCAAAUCGCCUGCCACUGUAGCAUUCAAAGCUUCGUGCGCCCUCGAAGCCGACCGACGUAUCUGUUUGACGGGUACGCCCAUUCAGAACAAGAUCGAAGAUGUGUGGGCGUUGUUCAAAUUCCUUCGACUUGGACCUGUAGAUCAAAAAGAGUGUUUCACGAAAUUCAUCAGCAAUCCCUGUAAAUUUGGAGAACAAAUCGGUGUUGCUCGAUUACAAUUAGUCAUGCGAUGUUGUACCUUACGACGGACCAAAGAUUCCACGAUGGAGAACGGAAAGAGGAUACUAAAUCUUCCUCCGAGAAAAGAAGUACAACUAUGGCUGGAUCUUGCGGAAGACGAACGGGCUGCAUAUGACGAGAGAGCCAAUCGUAUCAAACAAAAAGUCACGGAAUUACGAGCGACGAAUCAACUAUCCAAGAAUUUCGCCAAUGUAUUACAAGAGGUCCUGCGUUUAAGACAGAUUUGCGACCAUGUGGAUCUUGCACGCUCAGGUGCGGUGGAGGAAGACUAUGACGGCACAGUGAUGGAUUACACCCUUGCCGUGCAGGGCAUCGAAAGAUAUGGUUUGACUCAAGCACGUGCUGUGUCGGUCGUAUGUUUUCUCAAAGACGGAGCGGGAGCACAGUGUCUGGCGUGCGGAUAUGAUUAUGGAGAUUAUUUCCCAUCGCUAGGUCUUGUCGGUGUGGAAGAUCCUCAGACGGAGAAGGACAGAGUAAAGAAAAUGCCUCAUCGUCCUCUUCUCACCAAAUGUCUGCAUCUCUAUUGUCCAAAAUGUUUCAAAGCGAACGUUUACCCUGAUUGGUCCAAACGGAUGCGCGAGGCCCCCGCAAGGGAAUGUCAUCAAUGUCGAGCGGCUUUGCGUCUAUCAACAGACGUUUUAGAGGUUUCUCCACCUGGUUCUGAGAAUACAGAAACUACAGAUCAACCGAAGAAAGUGGUGAGGCAAAAAUACGUUCGUCCUCCAGGUCAAAAACCUGAUUUGAGUACGAAAAUGAGAUGGUUGUUACAGGAAUUGAUGGGACAUUCCAAGAGGAAUCCCAAUUCACCGCAUUAUGAUCCUUUUGCUUUGGACAGCGGGGACGUGGAGGAAUUGGAUGAAGAGGGGAAGCCUUUUGUCACGAAAAGUGUUGUAUUUUCUCAGUGGACUACGAUGUUGGAUCGUAUUGGGGAUAUGCUGGAUGAAGCCAACAUUCGUUAUGCCCGUUUGGACGGUACGAUGACGAGAGAAGAACGUGCAAGGGCAACGGAGCAAUUGCGCACCAAUAAGAAAGUCGAGGUCUUGCUAGUUUCUACUCGUGCUGGUGGUGUCGGUUUGAAUCUCACAGCGGCGUCAAGAUGUUAUCUCGUGGAUCCAUAUUGGAACCCAUCGGUUGAAUCUCAAGCAAUUGAUCGUAUCCACCGUAUGGGUCAAACUCGUCCAGUGGUAGCGGUAAAACUCAUGAUUAACGAUUCUAUAGAAAAACGUCUUGACGAAAUCCAAAAGAAGAAAGCGAAUUUGGCUCAGUUGUCUUUGAAAAACAUGUCGAGAAAAGAAUUGAUGGAGCAAAAAGCGGAAGAAUUGGCUAGUUUGUUCAAGUGA
Messenger RNA from Tremella mesenterica DSM 1558, 3648 nucleotides. RefSeq lists its product as uncharacterized. NCBI's taxonomy places the organism in Eukaryota, Fungi, Basidiomycota, Tremellomycetes, Tremellales, Tremellaceae. Gene Ontology annotation, molecular function: ATP binding; ATP-dependent chromatin remodeler activity. Bases 1 to 3648 code for a protein of 1215 amino acids. The transcript is spliced from 7 exons. The record is from RefSeq and is a predicted model, not a curated record.